Petromyzon marinus (sea lamprey) is the source of this 5826-nucleotide messenger RNA. The record is from RefSeq and is a predicted model, not a curated record. Lineage: Eukaryota; Metazoa; Chordata; Hyperoartia; Petromyzontiformes; Petromyzontidae.
GGGGGGUGACGAGGAAGACGAGGGAGAGGCGGAAGGGAGAAAGGGAAUAGCUUGAGAGUCGGAAGCGAGAGAGAGAAGGGGGGGAGGAGAGCGAGAGAGAGAGCGGGAGUUGGGAGACGCCAAAUCUCCGGCAUGGAGCCCACGUCCUGACAUCCCCGCUCCUCAUCAUCAUCAUCGCGGGAUGAAUGAGUGACGUCCAUGCACGAGCCACCAUCCCUCCUGCUCCACCUUGCUCUAUCCGCUGCUGCUGCUAACGACAACGACAGCCAUCGCCGCCUUCCUUCUGCCAGGAGCGACAGCCAGCUUCUCGAGCCGGUGGUGGUGGCGCUCCGCCCCGGCGCCCGGGAUGGCGUGCUGUACCGGUCGCUGCGCGCUCAUCUUCGUCUGCUGCCUGCAGAUGGUGGCCGUGCUGGAGCGCCAGGUGUUCGACUUCCUGGGCUACCAGUGGGCGCCCAUCCUCGUCAACUUCCUCCACGUGCUCCUCCUUAUCCUAGGCCUCUUCGGUACCGUGCAGUGCCGGCCCCGCUACAUCGUGCUGUACGCGGCGUGGAGCGUGCUGUGGGUGGCCUGGAACGUCUUCAUCAUCUGCCUCUACCUGGAGGUGGGCGGCCUCACCAAGGGUGGCGACUAUUUGACCUUCACCGCGUCACGCCACCGCUCCUGGUUCCUCGAGCACGGCCCGGGCUGUGUGGCCCAGGCGGUGGACUCGGCACCCGUGCUGGCCGUGGGAGGCGGCGGAGGAGGAGGAGGCGGUGGUGGUGCCGUGUUGGGGGGUCCCUCGGUGGGGGGCGAGGGCGGGGAGGGGCGUGCCCCUGACGGGUCGGCCCCGGACGGCCACGUGCUGCUGCGCGUGUCGGGCUGCCUGCUCGAGUACCCCUACCUCGAGGUGCUGCACAGCGGCGUCCACAUCCUCCUUGCGCUCUUCGGAUUCGUCUACUCUUGCUACGUCGUGAGCGUCAUCACGGAAGAAGAAGACAGCUGGAUUCCACAUCUCUAAGUUUCUCCCCAUCUCUCCAUUUUUAUCUCUCCCUUUCAUCUCUCCCUCCCUCCCUCUCUCUCUCCCCCUGGUCUCUCCCCCUCGUCUCUCCCCCUCGUCUCUCCCCGCCUCUACCAUCUCUCCUCCCACAAUAUUCUGCUCCUAGGGAUGUAACGAUUAAUCUAUUUGUCGAUUGAACUCAGUUUUGCAUGAUCACGGUUCAUGCUUUUGAUUAAAACAAAAAACUACAGCUUGAUAUUAAUAAGUAAAUAACAGUGUAUAUAAUUUUUUACCGUAAAUGAUUUUUAAAAUAUGUUUGUCAAUCCACUGCUGAUUGAAGGCCUCCCCCAUUCUAGAAGCCUCAUGGAGGAGGUCUUCAUCCAGCAGUGGAGUGAUCAAGGAGCUGUGUUAUCACAUCCCUAUAGAUUGAUACCACUUUCGAGAUAUAAUCAUAACCAGUGCAGUAUAUAGAUGCCGCGUACUCGAUAACAACAAUCAUCACAAAUAAGUCUCCUGUCGUAUUGUCAAAAUCCAUUGGAUCACCGAGUGACAGAAAUCGUUACAUCCCUACAAACCUAUUUUCACUCUUAACAUUUUUUAUUUUUACGCUAAAAUACUUCUCCGAUUUUCUUUUAUUCGUUUAGUUAUUUAUUUCCUUCUUCCUUCCUCUCUCUCUCUGACCCAGUUGACUUCAUAGGUGGAUUCCAUUCAUACACAGCCUACCACUCCCCACAGAAAGUUUCACACUUACAGUUAAAGCCUGUCUAUGUCCCGAACUAAAUAACGGAGGCGAGGAGGGCCCAUUUGUGCGACGUCUCACGGAGAAGAUGAAAUUGUUACCAACCACUUCACAAUUCCACACACGAAGCCUGCCGCCAGCGAAUAACCAGCAAAUAGUGUGCGGCCACACCCGAAGAAACACGGACACGUGGAGACGGAACGCACCGCGUGCGUGUGUGCGUGUGUGUGUGUGCGAUGUCGUCACCGCCACUUAGUGGCGAAUGGCGGUUGUUGUUGUCUCCAAACUGUAAAACUAAAGACAAAGGUCCCCGCCAUAUAGCGUUCAGCAGACUCUGGGAGGCAAGUGCUGUUAGCGGAGCACCUAUGAAGGCCGUCAAACGGCACACGCGGGGAUGAGCGGCCAGAAACAACGAGAAGAGCUGCCAAUUCACCACCAAAGUGGUGGUGACUUCACCACGGCGCUCGUGCGAGGCUAGGUGCGCUUUGAGGACAUCGUGUGAAGUGUCCAAGACUCGCUGGCGGGGGGUCACGGUACAGACCCAAGGGGCCAUGGGUUGCCUGGCUGAGAUGAAUGGCAGAUGCACCACUUCUGCUCCCGAUUGUGCCAACGCCACGCCCGGCCACAAUUUUAAUGCUACAAUGACGUCACAACAGCGUCACAAUGAUGUCACAAUAACGUUACAAUUCCAUGAUUUGAAACGACGCCCCUGCAGUUGUGGGCUUAUUCCCUUCACACGCGGGGGAAAUUAAAGUGUCGACCUAACUUUGCGAAUGUGCCGACGUUGUUAUCCUUUCGGUCAUUGCACAACCGACCAUCGCCUCUAUUGUGAGCGUGGCAAAGUUGAGAUCUGACGAUUGCGUAACCCAAUUGGCACGGCUGGCUACGUGCGGUGCGAAAGGAAGUCCAACACACUUACGUGCAUCUGCUUGCACAAGAGGUACAAACGCUGCGUGCUCAGCAACUUCCGAUGCCACCGAAUGGAACGCCGGUAACAAUAUGCACGCAAGUCAAAAUGGUUGACCAGUCGCUCUGUAUAUGUCGUACGAAAGUAUAGAGCACGUCACAUUAUUGUUUGAAACCGAUAGCCAUUUGUUUUAAGCAAUAUUGAUAGCGAUCAUUAUAAACAAUAAUGGCUUCUAUCGUUGCCGUCAAGUGAUGCGGAGAGAAGCCGUCCAUUGACGAAGCCACAUGCUCUCUUUGAGAUCGUCCAUUGACGAAGCCACGUGCUCUCUUUGAGAUCGUCCAUUGACGAAGCCACGUGCUCUCUUUGAGAUCGUCCAUUGACGAAGCCACGUGCUCUCUUUGAGAUCGUCCAUUGACGAAGCCACGUGCUCUCUUUGAGAUCGUCCAUUGAUGAAGCCACGUGCUCUCUUUGAGAUCGUCCAUUGACAAAGCCACGUGCUCUCUUUGAGAUCGUCCAUUGACGAAGCCACGUGCUCUCUUUGAGAUCGUCCAUUGACGAUGCCACGUGCUCUCUUUGAGAUCGUCCAUUGAUGAAACCACGUGCUCUCUUUGAGAUCGUCCAUUGACGAAGCCACGUGCUCUCUUUGAGAUCGUCCAUUGACGAUGCCACGUGCUCUCUUUGAGAUCGUCCAUUGAUGAAGCCACGUGCUCUCUUUGAGAUCGUCCAUUGAUGAAGCCACGUGCUCUCUUUGAGAUCGUCCAUUGACAAAGCCACGUGCUCUCUUUGAGAUCGUCCAUUGACGAAGCCACGUGCUCUCUUUGAGAUCGUCCAUUGACGAAGCCACGUGCUCUCUUUGAGAUCGAGCCCUGAUCCUAUACUGCCCUCUCGUGGGCUAACUUAUAACUAAAUAUAAAAUAAUACUCCAACAUUCGUCAAUAACACUGGCCUUUAAAUAAAAAAGUACCGUAAUAGGCAGCGUUUCAGGCAAUGGCCCUCUGCUUCACCUGUCUAUGUGCUGUGAAGAAGGACGACUGCCCGAAACGUCGCCUUUCAUACUGAUACUGGCCGUGUUGAGUUGUUAUUGUUGUCUGUGCUUGUGCAGCACUGCCAACACAGGUACAUCAGCAAAACAAUUUGUUUUUACUGAACUUUCAAUCUUCCAAGCAGCCCACGCAAUCAGCUGAUGAAACAACCAAGCCACCAUAUCAUUGAAACAACUUGUUAACCAUUGAACCAGAUGAUCAACCAGAUGAUCAACCAUCCACACGAAUGAUCAACCAACGGACCAACUCAUUUAUCAACCAACUCACCAGCUGAUCCACUAAUCAACUGCCUAACCAAUAAAACCAUCCCACUGAUCAACUAACCAGAUGAUCAACUAACUGAUCAACCAAGCAAGCAUUGAUCAAUCCACGAACGAACUAAUCAAUUAACGAGUGAGUCAUUUUUAACGGGAACGGUGACGGGACGGCCCAAGUCCCAUCGCGCCCACGUCUUCGCCAAAGACCCCACAUGGAACGAACCUUUGAACACGUUUUUAUUUUAUUUUUUUACACGAAACGGAAUCAUCACGGGACGCCCGUAACAACAUUGCUCCCUGGACAGAAGCUCCAUCCUCCUUCACUCCGCUGUCCAGAUAUGGAACUUCCCUCCCCGAUGAACAGAAUUGUCGGCGAGGUCACCGAUCCCGGUCUGCGGACCUUCAAAUGCCGCGCACGUGGACAUCUCCUAACCUCACCACGCGCCUCGUAGGGGCGGAGUCUUUGAGCUGCAGUGAACCAAUGAUUAUGCCGAUAGGAUGUACUCAUGUCUCACAUGGCUGUUGUUCACAACUGCACCCAAUAACAAGAACAACAACAAACAGCAGCUAAAGCAGCAGAAGAUAUCGAAAUCGCAUCUCGAUCACACAGAUGGAGGCGGCUUGGGGAGAUUGUCUUCCAACAAUGGAUUGACCAAACGCUGCUCCUCCUCCUGCUGCUGAUGAUGAUGAUAAUGACUCAAUCGAUAGACUAUGCUGCUGCUGCUGCUGGUGAAGGUUGUGGUGGCGGCGUGGGUGGACUGGAAUUGUAACUAACAUCUUAGGGAUGCGGAAUUCAUGCCGAACUACUUCCCUCGUGCUAUGAAGUUGGCCGAACCACCCCACGCGCCCCGCCGCGGACGCUUCGCGAGAGAGACGCGCAGAAGGCGGGGGGAGUGGCCGUGGUGACUGCACAGGCGCAGCCCCGCAAGUGCUUUCUAAAACGCCGCUGCUGGAGCGAGGGGAUCCACGAUAAGAAGCUCGAGGGAGCUCCUCUCUCUUAAGAGGGGGGCGUGCAGGGGUGGUGGGGGGGGCUUUAUUUGUCUUUUCACGCUGGCGAGACGUCUCGUGGAGGAGCUGGGAGUCCCCACACUCUGCCCCAUCACACGCGACUUGCCAGUGCCACCACUUGGCUCGGCGGACAGAACACUGCGGUGGGGGGUUUAAGAAUCAUUCCCCGCCCCCCCCUCCCCCGUGACUUGAGGCUUACAAGUCGAUUGUGCUGACCAUUGCAACACAGGGGGCAUCCCUGAUUAAGACUACUUAAUAAUAAUUGUAAAUGCCUGGCCUAACCCCGCCACCCUCCCCCCCCCUUCAACCUGUACAUACAAUGGUACAUGCCGUGAUUCUAUGGCGUUUCAGACGUGGCUGUGGGAUGUACCAUGUGUAAUGGGGGUGUUCGUGACACGAACUACCCAUACAAGAGACCCCUUCUCACCGUAUAGCCAUACAGAAUAUUUGAGUAAGUGCUGUUAGCGAGCACCUAUUAAGGCUACGACGUGGUGGUGCAGCAAGAAACCACGCCCGGCCGCCUUUGUCUUUCUAUACCCAGCGCCGAUGUUAAGCAAUUGUUUACACACCGCACCAGGUGACUCAAUUGAGGCCGAGUCGACGGAGUAGUGGGGGAAAGGGGGGUCCCAGGGCAGGGUUUUGACAUCACUCGUCACUGAUGUUUGCCGUGGCCGAGAAUCGAACCCAGACGAAUCUGGGUCUAAUAGCGCGGUGCAUCUCACACACAUGAAAACACACACGCGCGUAUUUAAAAUAUAUACAUUUAAAGUUAAACACGACUUCGCCACAUUACGAACCGAUUACUAUUAUUAGCCCGACAUGUAAAUUGUCUUGCAUAUUUCCAAUUUCGUUUUGACAUGUUCCUCUCGACGAAUAUAACAAAUGAUGCCUUGGCA